Molecule: messenger RNA, 6791 nt
Organism: Octopus bimaculoides (California two-spot octopus)
Lineage: Eukaryota; Metazoa; Mollusca; Cephalopoda; Octopoda; Octopodidae
Product: protein rogdi
Cellular component (GO): RAVE complex
Source: RefSeq, a predicted model, not a curated record
UUUUAAGAGAAUAUGUUACGAAAUAUGAUCGUAUGAUGUAUUUUUAAUAGUCAUUUCAGUUCUCAGAUUAAAUUAGUGCUGUUGAACGUAGUUAGAGUUAAAGAUUAUAACUGCAAGAAAGAAGAAAAAAUUAUCACCCGGAAGUGAUGUCAUCAUCAACCUUUGCCCUACAAUACAAUGGCGGGUGCUGAUAUAGAAGAAGAGAUUUGUGCAUUACAGAAGGAAUUAAGUUGGUUGUUGAAUGAAGAACUUCAUCAUGUCCUUCAGCAAGUGCAGUACACUUUAACUGAAUGUAAUCAACGAUUCCUUACUGAUAAAGACAAAGAAUCCAAUAAAGAUGACUCAACUGUUUGCCAUAUCAAACCACAGAAGAUAUUACUGUCUGGCCCAAAUGGAACUGCUCACAUUAAAUGUGUCUUGACAUUAUUUGGUGAUAACAUAACUGAAGCGGAUAUAAACUUCAAACAUAAACAAGGAAACCAUCAUAGUUUAUUCAAGACUUCGAUACAUCAGAGUUUACCCUGGAAAUUACAGCAAAUUCAAGAUGCAUACAACCAUCUAAAAUCUGCAGCAUAUUGCAUAUCUUUAAAAGAAAAUUAUGCUUUUAAGUCUGUCAGAGAAGUUACUUUGUUUAUUGAUGAAGUCAUGGAAAGUAUUAAAAAAGGAAGGACUUGUUUGACAUUUCCUCGUCGUAAAUCUGUUGAAGAAUUGUUAAAUAAUCAAAAUAUGCAAGUAUUUCACCCAGCUGUACCAAAUACUGUUGCUUUAAGUUUUUACAUCCAUACAUCCAAAUUGAUACUUGCUCUGUAUCAGAUACAUCGCAACAAUCAAAAAAUAGAAGUUUUGUCACGACACCAGGUCGAAUGUACUGUAAAGUGGUUAAAUGAAGCCAUUAUGUUGUUUACUCUUGCAAUUCAACAAUUACAGCAACUGAAAGACAAGAUUCAGUCACUGCAGUAUUUUGAAGAAACUUCGCAUUUUAUAAAUGUAAAAUCCUGAUAAUACGACUGUGGAGAGUCAGUCAUUCAAACUCUCCUGCAGUUCGUCUAUGCAUUCCAAGUCAAGUAAAUCUUUACAUUGUGUUUCCCAGUGAUCAUUCCAAACAGAUAUUUAUUAUAAAUGAACUGAUCUCAUCAAAUGACCACUACAUAAUAUAUCAAUCAGCAAAUUAGUAGUGUUUUAGUCACUUCUACUAUGUACAGUAGAUAUAGACAUUGAAAACCAAAAGCCGCAAAUUUUUUAAACAUCACUUGAUGAAGCCAUGUUUUUAAUGUAAUAAUUAUUAAAUCUAAUGCCUUCAUUUUAUUGAAAUUUAAAUGUCAUUUGAAAUUUCUAAAUGUUGCUGAAUAUAUCGAGUAAUAUAUUCAGUGAAACUCAUUAAAAAAAUAAAAUGAAUACUGUGUUACCAAAUAUUGAAAAGUAACUGCACUUGUUUCAUUUUACUACACUGACAAUUAUAUAAGUAAACUUUAAUUGUACAAAAUCAAAUCUUAUAUAAUCAAGUCAUGAAGAAAAAAUUUCCUUUGCUAGAAAAAUUAUGAGAUGAUUUCAUCUAAGAGGAAGACUUGGCACAAUUGAGUACUGUUUAAUUGUUGUCGCUGUUGUUGUUGUUGAGCAGCCCAGUCAGCACUAUUUGAGUAAGCCUAUGGCUCAGUGAUUGAUAAUCAAAGAUUUGUUCCAUCAUUGCUUUAACUUGGGUUAACCUGCCUUUGUGGGCAUGUUGUCCUAAAAUUUGACUUAAACAUGUGAUUCUUGUUUUAUAGAUGGUAGCAGAGAGUUUGUUAAAAGGAAUUUGGUUGGUUCAUUGAGCAAGUUGGGCAACUUAUAUUGUUUUAAUUUUAAAGCACAAGAAUAUUAUGUAAAUUGAGUAACAACGAGUUUGAUUUUUCUAUUUAGAUGCUAUUUCUAAUUAAACAGAUGAAUUGAUAAAUUCAAACUUUCACAUAUAUGUGUUUACUGUAAUUGCAUCUAUAAUUUAAAUCUAUUAUCAUCAAAUAUAUUAAUUUGUAUAUAAUUAUUAUAAUUGAUAGUCUUAUUCAUAAAUGUUUACCAAAGUACAUUUAUUGCUAUCUAAAAUUUUAUUUUAUUUUGCUUUUAUUUAAGAAAAGGACCAAAUUGAGAGCAAAUUCUGAUUAACAUUAUUAGUAAAAUUAUUUUAUAGCAAUAAUCACGAAGAGAUUCUGAUAGGAACUUAUUUUCUAGAAUAGGUGAAAUAACUUAGGUCUAUUCUUUCCCCUCCAUAAAACUAAACUACAUCUGUAAUAAAAAAAUUAAUUUUUUUUUUUAAUAUACAUACAUAUCAGUUCCUUUAUUAUUACAAUUUUUAUUAUUAAUUCUGGAUAACUUGGCAAGUUGACAGAAUUGUUAAAACUUCAGAAAAAAAUGUUUCACAGUAUUUGUUCCAGUUCGAGUCUCAACAAGAUUAACUUUGCCUUUUAUCCUUUUCAGAUAAAAAAAAAAUAGUUCUAGUCUAAAAUUGCUGGUCUUCUACCUAAGAGACCAUUAUAUAUAACAUUUAGUGAGGUUUCCAAAAUUUUAGUUUUUGAUUACUUUUAGCUGGUUUCUCUAAAUGGCUCUGUAAAAUAUGACUUUCAACAAUGUAAUGGUGGUCAUUACAGCAGCAGAUUCUCAUUUAUUUGUGUAUUUUGUUUCAAGUUAUAAAUAAAUGUUAGCUUUGAUGUUACUUUCAUAGAUUGUCAAUCUGAUAAUUACAAAAAUAUAGAAGUGAAUAUUAAUAGAAAAAAUUAUUUUUGUUGUAAUAGGAACAUCAGUCAAGUUUAUUUGUCUUAUGGAAGUGUGAUAAGUAAUUACUUACUUCCAUUAAUAAAUUAUUAUUAGCUUUAUGGACUUGAGGAUUGUAUAUUUCCAAGCUACAUUCAUUGUAGAAUUUCAGGUUGGUAGUAUAAGUCAACAAAACACUUUGCAAAUAUACAGUAUUCUCAGUACAUAAAGUAAGUUGUACCACUCCAGAUGGAUUGGGCUAAUAAGAGUUAAAUCUUUCCUAUGGAUGUAAUACAGCAGUAUUAGUGGGACAUAAAUUGUUAAGACUAGCUGAUAGCUCCAAUUAGAAUAUAUAUGAUAAAUAUAUUGGCUGGACACAAAUUUUUUGUUUUUGAGAUAGUGUAGAAUAUUUAAAGUACUAACUGUGCUCAGGUUAUUACAUAAUCUAGUCAAGACUACAUAUUGUUAAAAUAUCAUUUUACAAAAGAAAAAAUGCCUAGGAAAUUGGUAGCAGUUAUUUCUGUAAAAGAAAGAAAAAUAAAAAAAGAACAUUUGAAAUUGUCAAACUGCAAGCAAUGUAGAGGUGAAAUUUUAUACUUUUAGGGUUGUGAUACAAAUAUUAAAAAACAAGUCACCAAAGAAAUACAUUUUGGCAUGCUGAUAGUCUGUGAUAAAAUGUUAUUUUGGCAAUUUGAAAAAGGAGUCUUGAAUAAAACAAGGAAUAUGUUUUGAAUAGUCUCAAUUAUAGAGUGGUUUAUAAGAAUACUGGCUAAAAUUUGUCUUGAUAAGAGAUGGAUAUCAGGAAUCCAAAUAGUUGCCAAUUACUUUUAUUGAGUUUUGGAGGGGUGGGGAAGUGUAUAUAUUUAAAUUCAAUUGCUCCCAUUUCAAUGAUUUAUACAAAUGAUAAUUUAAUAGUUAAAAUAACUAUUUAAACUAAUAAUGUUGAGAUUAGAGUUUACUAUGAGUGCAAUUGAUUAAAAUAACAAAACCAAAGUUCUGUAUAAUUAAACUUAUAUUCUGUAUAUCUAAAUUAAUUAUUUUUUUUUCUAUGGUUCCAAAUAACAUUUAAGAUGUUUUUUAAUGUGUAUUUAUUAUAUAUUGAUAGAAAGUAUGAAGAUUGAAACACUGCCUCAUGUAAUAUUUUGUCUUAAGCAUAAUAGUUAAUUUAAUAAAUAUUUACAUUUAGACAUUCAAAAGUAGUUGUCAAGAAAUAUAUCAUUUUAUUUUUUGUUAUGCAGUUUUAAUUUUUCAUACAUAAUUGGAAGGACCAUUUUUUGUAAUAAUCAUAUAUGAAAAAGGAACUUUUUUCCAAUCUUUUGUUGCAAUAAAUUUAUAAAAAAAAAAAAUGAUAGAAAAAUAAAAUUUGUUAUUAUCAACAUAUUUUAAAAUCUCUUUUUGAAACAUUUUUUCACUUAAAAAAAUUAUAAACAACAUGUAAAGUUCAAAAUACACUGACUCUUGAUAUUACUUUCUUUUUAUUUUAAGAAACUUUAUUUGUAAUUUAAUUUUCAUGCUAUACCUGUGCAUAAGGUGACAGUAUUUUUAUGCUUUAUAUUAUUGCUUUUUUACAUUUCAUUGUCAUCUGGGAGUAUACAUAUAAUUAUGCCAUAUGCUUUAUAUCUGAAUAUUAUUUCAUUGUUUUAUCAUAUUUUAGUCAAGUUUUGUACUAUAAAAUGCAAGCACCAUGAAGUAGUAGUAAGUUACUGAAUCUGUAAUACAGAGUCAGUUUCUGGUCAAACUUUCAUUUGCUAUUUGGAAUUUCUAAAUUAUGGUUAAUAGCAUUAAGAGGCAUGAUUUAAUCAUAUUGUAAUUUAACCAUUGCUAGUGACCAGGUGGUUCAUUAAGAAUUGUUGAUGAACUACCUGGUCACUAGCAAAUGUUAAAUUAUAAUAUAGUUAAACUAUUCCUCUCCAUGCUUUUGACCAUAAAGUUAAAAAUCUAAUUUCAACUCUUAAGCUCACUUUUGUCCUCCCUAUUUCUCUUCAGAAAAAAAAUCCUAGUAUUCAGUAAUGCUUAUAAUAAUGAUUUCAAAAUAUGGCACAAAGCCACAAGUUUGUAAGAGAGGAUCAUAGAGAAUUGAAUUGACCUCAGAUACAAUUGGUAAGUAUCUAAUCAUCAGUAUUUCAUUAUAUCCAACAUUUGCUGCAAUUACAAUACAACCAAACACAGAGGGUGUACUAAAUAAUUUGAAGUACUUGUGUUCAAGUCAUUCUAUGAACUUGGAGAGAACAGUUAGAAAUUGUUCAGGUGAGAACAGGAGUCACCUUUGUCACUCAUGUCAAUAGAUCUUGAACCUGGUUUUGACUCUGAAUAUAUAAUACAUCAGAAUCUAAUCACCUUUGGAAGUCAGCAUGAAAAACACCUAAGAAAUUCACAGCUUGAGCUUGCAUUAACACAUACACCUUAGCAAAAUGAUUAAGUCUCUAGGGCAGGUUGCUUAUGUCACUAUGUAGUCAAUAUGGUAAACCAAGGGCAUCAAGGUCUUUGGGUUUUGUUGGCCAGAUGGAAGCAAAAACUAGAUCUUGCAGACUGGUAGAGACAAUCAUUACUUCGAAAAACAUAAUGUAGGCUGCAGGAGUCUAUGUACAUUAUAACUUUAUUAACAAGAAAGAAUAUGAGUUGUUAGCAAAAUUUGUAUGUAGAGAUAUGCAAGGAAAAACUCACCCACAUGGUAUAUAUAUAUAUAUAUAUAUAAUCCUAUUAAGUAAGAGAUCUUAGAGUGAGAAUGGAGUUAAAAUAUUGUCCAAAUGAAUGCAACAAGAUCUGGAUACAACAAAUGCUUGGUAGAAAGUUAGACCUAUUUCAACAGGAAAACCUUUCAAUAUCACUAGAAUCCAUUUGAGGAAAUAGGUUGCAUGUUUUAGUGUAUGUAUUUAUAAGCUUUCUCAUUGGUUGAAAUAAAAGAAUCUGUGAGGUGCUCUAAUUUGAAUAAUUGGAACCAUAAUUGUGCUUGUAACUAGGCUCCAACUUUGAAUGCAUACUAGUGCUGUAUAUUUUACAGAAUAUUUUUUAAAAAAUGAGCCAGGAACUUAGAUUAAAUAUAGCCGAGAGCCAUAUAUUUGACAUCCCUGUUGUAAACAAAUAUAAGUUGAUUGCAUGAAUUAAAACAAAUACAGUCAUUUAUGGAGAAUUCAAUUUUGCUAGAAGAUAAACACCACUAUAACAAAACAUGUUAAAUUGCUCAUCUCUACCUGAACCUUUUUACUUGUUUGUGCACUGAUUAGUUGGCAGAAAUGCUGAAAAAAUUCACUGUAUUUCCAGAAGUAUAUGGUUACAAAAAAAGUAAACCAUGAACACUGAAGGGAUAUGAUCAAGAAAUGAGGCUGGCUUUAAGUUGCAUUUUUACUAAAUAUGGAAAAAGAAAUCAUAGUGCAGAGAGAAAGUUUCAUGUGUUGGAAAUAUAAAAGAAGUCAAGACAGUGCCAAAAGCUAUGCUAAACAGUCACCAAAUGAGAAAUUGGUGAGACUGGUGAGCAAAUUAUAUGCAAAUGAUCUUGUUAUUUGCCAGGCUAUUAGAUAAAAGCAUUACAGCUAUUCAUGGAUACAAGAAUAUAAAUCGUAAGGUUCCACAUUUCAGCUGGGCAUAUACAAGAUUCAUGAAUAAGAAUAGGUACAUUACCAAAAUGGUAGUAAUGAUUGUCUCAAGAAGCCAUUCUGUGGAUAUUAUAGAUGUGUAUUGUUAAUAAAGUUCAUUAAAAUCAUAUCAUAAAUGUUUACUUUAUUCAAACACUAUCAAAUGAAUUUAUAUGUACACCUAUAACCACUUUACAUAGUAUACUGGGAACCUUUUUUCAUUCCCCCAGCACUUGUGGGGUGGCUAUGCAGCUUGCUAGACUAUGAACUCUGAUAUUCCUUUACUAUUUUCAGUCAUUGAACAAUGGCCAUACUGAGCAAACCUAGAUAGAAUUUGAACUCAGAACAUUAAGGAUUUACCCAAAUACCUCAGAGUGUUUUGUUUGAUGCUCUAUUGAUUUUUUCUCUUUUUUUUUUAAAGAGGAAAGGCAACAGCUAUUCUGAAAUGUACAGUAAAUGUGACUCGAUUAAAUAAACUUGUUCCACACAAUGAACAAA